Messenger RNA from Oldenlandia corymbosa var. corymbosa, 774 nucleotides. The record is from the annotation of a GenBank genome assembly. Lineage: Eukaryota; Viridiplantae; Streptophyta; Magnoliopsida; Gentianales; Rubiaceae.
AUGGACCAAGUCCGCGGUAGCACAAACCCAGAGGUACAGGCCACUGCUUGGAUGUGGAUGAUGAUGAGUACCACAUUGUUUGUUGACAAGAGUGGGGGUGGUAGAAUACAUGCACAGUUGCUGCACGAGCUUUUUGAUGACCUUGAUGGUGUUUCAAGUCGUUUCUGGGCAUCUGUGACUCUAGCAUACCUUUACCGCCAGUUAGGGGUUACUAGUAUAGGUGGUGUCAAGCAGAUGGGGGGAUGUUUGACCCUAUUGUUAGCCUGGAUAUAUGGGUAUUUCUCGAUAUUCCGGCCUCAUAACCCACACCAGGUGGGCAAUGGAUCUAGAGCUGCACAAUCGAAACCAGCCGCGUAUACUGCUGUAGAGGGAGAGGUGCGAUUGAAGAAGUUACGGAAGGACCUUGACAGCUUAUCCCCGGAUGAUGUGGUGUGGGAGCCAUUCGGUAAAGAGAUGUACAAGAUGGUGCCUAAAACGAUUUUCACUGGAUGGCUCGCUUUCAGGAAUUUUGUUGAGCCAUACAUGCCAGAUCGCAUGCUUCGACAGCUUGGUUAUGUGCAGAUAAUUCCUAUGCCAACUGUUGUCCCGCAACUUGCAUUGAGGGCGAUGAGUGGCAACAACUACAAGGUUGAGUUUUCAGAAGUGUAUGCGGGUAAUGCUUGGCUUAGAUUCCCUCAGUCAGGAUGCCUUAUUCUCAGCUCGUACACUCGUUCGACGAAGGCAGCAUGUGCUGAUGAUUAUCUCUACUGGUUCUACCAUUAUUUCCCAUCCUAA